Messenger RNA from Trichosurus vulpecula (common brushtail), 1130 nucleotides. Its product is annotated as zinc finger protein 580-like. The record is from RefSeq and is a predicted model, not a curated record. NCBI's taxonomy places the organism in Eukaryota, Metazoa, Chordata, Mammalia, Diprotodontia, Phalangeridae. The transcript is spliced from 2 exons. The coding region runs from base 315 to 794 and encodes 159 amino acids. Gene Ontology annotation, cellular component: nucleus.
CUGGUGCUCCUUGGCUGCGGGCUGAAGAGAUCCGUGGGUGCUGCUGGAUGGGGACCCCACGACCCUGGGAGAAAUAAGGGCGUGGGGACGUCGGCUUCCCGGCCCUGCCUCUCCCGGGGCCCCGCUUCUGGCCACAGUCCCAUCCAUGAGCUGGGGGGUGCCGCAAGAGGAAAGGGGUGCACACUGCCUCGUGGGGAUGGAGACCCCCAGGGAGAGAGAAUGAGCUUCCCGUCAGAGGACCGGGCUCUGGCCGCAGAACCAGGGUCUCCAGCUGCACCUCCUCUCCUCUGCCUGUGAACCUCUCCUGGGACACCAUGGACCCCUGUCCGCCUCGGGCACCUUCCUCCCCCAAGAGGUGCCCGGGCUCCCCCUCCGCCCCAGGACCCCUGGCUCCCCAGCCACCCCCAAGGCCAGGCCGCCACCUGCUGAUCGAUGGCAAUGGUGUCCCGUACAUGUAUACCGUUCGUCUGGAUGACGAGCAGCCACCGAGGGAGCUGGAGGUCCCCCAAGGGGAGGCGGCAGGGAGCAUGGGGGCCCCAGCCCAGGGCUACCGCUGCCCAGAAUGCUUCCAGGUCUUUAAGAGCCCCCUUUACUUGAAGCGGCAUGGAAUCUCACACUCGGACCUUCGACCCUACGUCUGUGGGGUAUGCGCCAAGACCUUCAAACGAUCCAGCAGCCUGUGCCAACACCGCCUCAUCCACCGUUCGGGGGGCAGCCGUGCCCACGCUUGUCCCCUCUGCCCACGCCGCUUUCUGGAUGCCCGAGAGCUGGCGCAGCACAUCCGAGGACACUAAAGCAGAAAACCCCACCUCACCACCCGAUGAGAUGGAGAUAACUCGUGUAUCACAAGGCUCACUCCUUCCACCUGAGCCUCAGAGCCUCAAGGGUCCUGGAGUCUAACCUGGCUAGGAAGCUCUCUUGUCCUGUGACUCAGAGGUCUCCCUCUGGACAAUAGGGGCCCCUGAUUCCAGUCCUCCCUGUCCCUCUGCAGUACUGUAAAGCUAAAGAGGCGGACGAGCUACAUAGAGGAACCAUUUGUUACUGAGGCCUUAGGCCUCUGUGUUUCCCCCUGCCCCACCCCCACUGUGCCUGGCACGACAUAGGUGCUGAAUAAAGACUUGUUGAACUGA